Molecule: messenger RNA, 2733 nt
Organism: Aspergillus pseudoviridinutans
Lineage: Eukaryota; Fungi; Ascomycota; Eurotiomycetes; Eurotiales; Aspergillaceae
Gene: atrR
Product: transcription factor atrR
Exons: 6
Coding region: 1-2733 (910 amino acids)
Biological process (GO): regulation of DNA-templated transcription; DNA-templated transcription
Molecular function (GO): zinc ion binding; DNA-binding transcription factor activity, RNA polymerase II-specific; DNA binding
Source: RefSeq, a predicted model, not a curated record
AUGGACAGUAUAGGGGACGGAACAGAGAGCAUGGGCUUCGAUAUGCCCAUGCUGAUGAAUCAGCAACCUCAUUUGUUCGGGUCAUAUGGCCAUGAUGGCUCUCCCGUCGCUCCCAUGUUUUCCAAUCCCACCUUUCACGAUGAACCUUCAAUCGGAACGGCGGAUGAUACCAGUGAUGCGAAACGCAGAAGGAUCGCGAGGGCCUGCGACAUGUGUCGGAAGAAGAAAAUCAAAUGUGAUGGCAAGAUGCCCAAAUGCUCGCAUUGUACCAACUACAAGACGGAUUGUGUGUUUACCCAGGUUGAGAAAAAGCGAAAUCCUCCUAAAGGUGCCAAGUAUAUCGAGGGUCUUGAAAACCGAUUAGGGAGGAUGGAGUCUCUACUACGCCUUUCUGGUCUCUUGUCAGAGGACGAUGGAGGAAAAACAGACCUUGGAACGCUGGAGAAACGUCUUGCUGACCGGUAUCACACAAACGGUUCGAAUACUCCGCAUAAUCCGCAUAAGAUCAACAUCCCCAGCCAGAGUCAGACCGCUACGUCACAGCAAAAUAGCUCAUCGCACUAUUCUACUCCUCGGUUGGAGUCUCAAUCAAGCCCACGUACAGCUGCUACGUCCCCGGAAUCGCAAAAGGAAUCAGAAACGGAGGUUGAAGGCCUGUCAGACAUGAUGUGUUCCCUCGUAACAAAUAAUUGCGGGGAAACGCGAUACAUCGGUAAACAUCUCAAUAACUUACGUGGUGAUAGGGAUAAAUUACUGACCGUCCUGAUCGCAGGUUCUUCGUCAGGUUUCUCGAUCUUCUCUCCCAAAGGCAUCCAAUGGGUUAAUGAGAAAACGGGCGACACCUCAUUUCAAGAUAUGAUUUCAUCAGCCUAUGUAGAUGAUAACAAAUGGAUGUACUGGAAGCCUGAAAUCUUUAGCGAUAUAUUUGCUCGCCGCGUGUUCAAGCCGUUGCCACCGAAGGAUGAAGCCAUGUCGCUUUUCAAAGACUUCUUCGACAAUUUCAACUGCAUGUUUCCGCUCUACCACGAGCCGACUUUCAUGCACCUGGUCGAACGACAAUAUUCUCGAGAUCCUUACGAAGGUUCUGGCUGGUGGGCCAGCAUCAACGUUGUGCUAGCCAUCGCUCACAGAUUACGAGUCAUGAGCAAUCUGGUCCCGCAAGAAGAGGACAGGAAAGCCUGGCUGUAUUUGAAAAAUGCCAUGGGAGUACUGACAGAACUAACCAUGCGGAAUACGGAUCUUCUCAGUGUUCAAGCGCUUCUUGGAAUGGGAACUCCAAACCCCCAACCGUCCUUCUUCUUGGUUGCGGCGGCAAUCAGACUUUCUCACAGCAUCGGUCUUCAUAAAAGAGGCUCUGGCUUCGGUCUGAACCCAGUGGAAGUUGAACAACGAAAGAGAGUCUUUUGGAUCGCCUAUCUUCUUGACAAAGACAUUUGUCUCCGUUCGGGGCGUCCCCCGGUACAAGAUGACGACGACAUGAAUGUGGAAUUACCAAGCGACGAUCCACCCGACAACAUCGGCAAUGUCCCAUUAUCUGACGGUAGAAGCAAGUUUAACUUGUUCCGAUCCAUGUGUCGCUUCGCUACUAUUGAAAGCAAGGUGUACAAACGGCUAUACUCUGCCAAGGCGUCAAAACAGUCUGAUGGCGAGCUUCUGAAUACUAUCGGAGAACUCGACAAGGAACUCGAAGAUUGGAAGGACAGUAUCCCACUGGAUUUUCGACCGGAACACGAAAUCAAGGCUUCGCACACACCUCUUAUUCUCCAUGUCGUUGUCCUACAUUUCGCCUAUUAUAACUGUUUAACGACAAUUCACCGUAUGUCUGUGCAUCACGGUUAUUGGACAAGUCGUCUCUCCAAUUACGCCAUCCAGGGUCUGAAUGCCAGGCCCUUGAAUCCUAGGGUCUUCUUAUCGGCAGUACUCUGUGUGACUGCUGCCAGGGCGUCUAUUAACCUAAUUAAAUACAUUCCGCAGGGUGAUUUCGCUUGUGUCUGGUUGAUUCUAUACUAUCCCGUGUCAGCUCUUGUCACACUCUUUGCCAAUAUUCUCCAGAAUCCCAGUGAUGCUCGCGCUCGGUCGGAUGUCAAGUUGAUGAAUGUAGUCGUCAAUUUCCUGUCGACCUUGGUCUCGGAUGAGUCGAACGGCAGCAUCAAGCGAAUGCUUGGUCUAUGUGGAGAAUUCGAGAGGAUUGCGAAGGUGGUCCUUGAUAAAGCUGAGAAGGAGUCAUAUUCGAAGAAGAAGCGCAAAUCCCCCGAGGAACCGGUCAACUUGCAGCAAAGUACCCCCGAAGAGCAUCCCGCACCCUCACCCUCGACAACGCAGCCCACUCAGGCGCCGUCAAGAAAUGUCCCAAUGUCGUCGCCAUUGUUCGCUGAUAAUCCAGGUGAUCCCGGCCGUAAUACUAUGGCCAACGAUGCAGGAGGUUUUGCCUCCACUCGUGAAAUCCCCGAGGCGACUGGUAUCUCAAACAAUAUCCCCCCCAACAUACAGGGUAUGCCCGGAAUCGGACAGGAGUUCCAGGGCAUGCUGAGUCCCGAUCCGCUGGAAGGUGUCAGUUUUGCCGAUCAAGCACCCUUUUCCGCGACCGCAAAUACGCCGUUGUCAUCCUUUCAGCAGCCCUUCGUCCCUCAAGAUUUGUGGCAGAUGCCGAUGACCAUCGAAUGGGACUGGGCAGACAUGUCAACAAAUUUCCCGGUCUUCGACACCCAUGGUCCGCCCCAGGGUGGGCUGUGA